GGUUGAAAACAGACGAGAGACCAGUCCGACCAGUCAGACCAGUCCAGACCAGACAUGGCAGCCGAUCUGACAGCGGCGACACUGGAGGAUUUGGAGUUGCUUCAGGAUCACGUCGGGAAUAUCCCGAAGAGACAUGCCCGGGUUACCGUGAAGUACAACCGGAAGGAGCUGCAGAGGCGGCUGGAUGUGGAGAAGUGGAUCGACGAGAGCCUGGACCGGCUGUACUCGGGUCAGGAAGGUGAUAUGCCAGAGGAGGUGAACAUUGAUGACUUGCUUGACCUGCCUAAUGAUGAGGAGAGAGUCAAAAAGUUACAGGAGCUUCUUCAAAAGUGCAGUAACAGCACAGAGAGCUUCAUCAGAGAGCUGCUGGAGAAGCUGGAUGGCGUUCACAAGCAGGACGAGCUGCAGAGCGAAGGCAUCGAGCAUCCGGUGAUCUCCCACAGCCACUACCGCCAUGAGCCCUACCACUUUAACAACCCCCGGCAACAGCAACACUCCCACCACACCCGAGGCCAGAACCAGACCCUCUGACGCCCCCCCUCAACCAAGACACGCAGCAUACGCUGUCAGUUCUAUUGGACUAUGGAAGAAAACAAAAAUCCACCUUAAAACUUACUAAUUAAGACGCUAUAUCUUGUGUUGCCUGGUAACAUCACAGUGAAGGAACCCACUGCUCCUGGCUAAGGUAUAGUCCGGCACAUAGUCGGCCAUAAAAACACAACCACAACUAUUUUUAUAUUUUCCAAAAUGUCAAACUAUUCCUUUAACCACUUAUUAAAGAAACAGCUAUUUGUGACAUAUAUCGUGGGUGGAUAAUUGGCCAAGGAUAGGAAGACAUGAAAUAGUAAUACAUUUACAAUCUAGGAGCAAGUCUGGCUUCACUAUCGUGAUGCCAUUUAGCACACAUAGUCAGUGAUCAUACAGGAAGAAAUACAUUGUAGAAAUAAUCAUACUUCCACUCACAGUAUUCCCAAAAGAGCUUUUAUUUGCAGCACCAAAACCUAUGACUCUCAUUUUUACUAGACUGGAAAAAGCUGUCAUUAUACUUAUUAUUUUUAUUAUUAUGACUGUCUCCAUGUAUACGUAGUUGGAUGCAACAGUUUCAAAUGUCUGAUGAAAGUCAUUGAAGGAAAGCAGGAUAACCAAAAAAUUAAAUAUACCUCUCUUCAUUUUAAAAUGACAUCCUGCUACAUAUUGAACAUCAGCCACUGAUACUUGAUCAUUCAUAUUGCAAGCAUCCCAGUCUAUGCUGUGACACAGUUACAGUAUGUUCCAUCUUCCACGCAACACGUUAGCUGCACCACGUUAGUUGCACCACGUUUUAGAUAACACUGCCAGAUUACAUGCAUAUGUCUUAUUUAACAUCUGUUAGAUUAUAAAAGUUAUUUAUGAUUACAGGACAUGGAGAUAGAUCCAGCAUACCAGUAUGAUGUAACAAUGGAAAUUAUCCUGUUGCAUUGCUUACACACUGUAGCUUUUUAAUGUCACUGUCGUUCAUGCCUUCUGUUUUUCAGAUACAUUUUCAGUUUGGUCAGUAUACUUCCACUAAAUUUUGAUUCUGCAAAGAGAGCUAGUCCUUUGCAGGAAUUGCUAAUAAAACGAUUGCUUUCAC
Sander lucioperca (pikeperch) is the source of this 1612-nucleotide messenger RNA. It is a transcript of the gene ppp1r14aa, whose product is annotated as protein phosphatase 1, regulatory (inhibitor) subunit 14Aa. Gene Ontology annotation, molecular function: protein serine/threonine phosphatase inhibitor activity. The record is from RefSeq and is a predicted model, not a curated record. The coding region runs from base 55 to 531 and encodes 158 amino acids. NCBI's taxonomy places the organism in Eukaryota, Metazoa, Chordata, Actinopteri, Perciformes, Percidae. The transcript has 4 exons. Gene Ontology annotation, cellular component: cytoplasm. Gene Ontology annotation, biological process: regulation of phosphorylation.